GUGAAGCCGCAGAACCUCGAUCCGCGAUGGACUCGGUGGAUGUGAACGCCUGGGCGACCCGGAACCAAUGCGACCAUCUGUACCACACCCCGUAUUUCAUCGGCCAUGUGGCCUCCAGUGCCACUGAUUGCACAGAGGCAUGUCCAAUGACGACCUAUCCCGACAAUUUCCAGGUGUGCCAUGCGUGCACUGUGGCGGGCUGCCAAUCUUGCAGUAAAGAAGGAUGUGAGGAGUGCAUCUUGCCGGCCACCCGCAUCCUGCUGCAGCCGGAUGACUUCUUUGGUGGUCAUAGCGAGAGCCAAUGCUUCUCGAUCUUUAUCUUUCUCCACCUGGCCUUCGUGCUCUUCUGCUUGACCUCCUCCGUGCUGAUUCUGCUCCGGUUUUUGUGCUUGAGCUGUGGAUCGGCCAAGAGUCCAGGUGCCUUGGAGCAUUGCCUCGCGCACCGACGCCGAGCAAAGGUGCGAAACUACCACGUGCCGGGGAAUGUGUUGUAUUCCUUCAGCACGAAUGUGCAGAGGGAGAACGUCUCCGGCUUGGGACUGGCGCUCUAUUUUCGGCACGUGGCCUUCCAGGGGCUUCUGAGUUUUUUCCUCAUCGCCUUGUCAGCAGCAGGCCACUUCCUGCCUGAGCUGACCCACGAGAGCGCCUUUCUUCCACGUUUGAUCCCACCAGACAAGCUGGGCCUGGCGCAAGACUUGCAUGCCUUGGCACUCUAUGUCUUUUGCUUUGUCGCCACGGUGCGGUGGCUCUUUACUCAAGGGCGUGCCGCCCGAGCUGAGUACGAAGAGGUUCCGCAUCUCGCUGAUUAUGCCUUGUUUGCUGAAGGAUUUCCCAAGUCAGCGCGAACUCCGCACGAGGUGAAGGCCUUCUUCGAGUCGAUCUUAGGCUUUGAGAUCGAAGGGGUCUCGAUCGCCUAUGAUGUCAGCGAAGAGUUGGACUUCAUCGAGGACCGAACCCACAAGGCCGUCGAGCAGGCAGAUGCCCACUUGGGUGUGUAUCCCGCGGAGCUCUCCGACUUAAGAGAGUCCUUCGGGGAGAGUCAAGAUGGCUAUGUUCUCGACGGCUUGGUGAGUUGUGGAGAGGCGGUCGUGGUCUUCUCCCGCGAGGAGGAUCGAGAGUUCUGCUUGCGGCGCUUUGCCGAGAUCCGGCGGCAGGUGCAGAGCGAUGUGACCGAAGAGGCCGACACGGAUGAAGAGUCCCAAGCCUUGCUGGGGAAAUCCAGGCCGUCCAGAGGCAGCAAAGGAGCCAAAGGCCGCUCCAAAAGCAGCUUGAGCUCGGCCAUGCUGUUCCGUGGGAAGUUCCCCAUCACCGUCUCGGAGGCGCCAGAUCCCUGUGACAUCAUUUGGGAGAACUUCCAGGUUCAAGGGGGCCUGAAGAUGUCCCGAGUGGUCCUGACGCUCUUGUCGGGCUUGUUGUUCGUCUUGGUCCUUGCGGCAGUCAUGUUCGCGCCCUCCGUUCUCUCUGCCAUGAGCUACACGGACAUCGAAGCUCCAUCUUUAGCUCAGAUUCGUCUGAAAUGGUUGGAGCAGCUGUCCAUGGCAUCGCUCACGGCGCUGGGAAAUCGAGUGCUGGCAGUGAGCAUGCGCUCCGCCGCCGAAGCGAGUGGCUUUGUGCAAAAGGCCAAUGAGGACAGCGUCUUUGUGCUUUGCAGCUACUUGAUGGUGGUGGCGAAUUCGGUGGCUCCGUUGCUGGUGGCGCAGCUGGUGGCCAUGAACGAAGACCUUCAGGUGACCCCACAGCUGGCCACAGAGUGGAUUUUCUACCAGUUGACCGUGAGUAUUCUCAUCACCGAGAUCUUGUACGUGCUCUACCCAGCCUGGACAUACUGGAGCGGCUACUUCUUUGUUCGCCAGAGCAAGUACAUUACCGUCAGAGAAGGCCAACCGGCCCUGACCAGUGCUGAAUUCCCUGUAGCGCAAAGGUACGUGGACACGUUGUUGACCGUGACCAUGGUUUUCGUGAUGCUGGUCGUCGACCAUCAGUCCAUCUUCACCAUCGGGGGUGAGAUCCUGAUGUUCCUCUAUGGCAUCUACAUGUACUUGAUCGACAAGUACUUCUUCUUGCGGGUCAAUCGCCAGACUUACUACACCAGCUCUUUGCUGGAUCUCACUGUACAUUACCUUUGGGCGAUACCCAUGUGCUUGCUGGUCUUGCUUCCGGUACGGCAGCUGGACAGCUAUUUCCAUCAAGCUUGGAUCAAGUCCUGUGUCGUGGUUGGAGUGGUUGUUCUUUAUCUUGUGAUGGUUCGGAUUUGUCAAGCCUGCAACCAACCGCGCCGCGAACUGACCGAUGUACCAUACGUUGAGGUGGCCAGCAUACUGCCCUGCAACUACUUCAACACCAAUCAUGCUCAUGUCCUUCGAACUCUGCAUUUUCCGUCGAUUGUCAUUCCGCCGGUGUAUCCGCACCUGCCUGGCAAAGAGUACCUACAUGGUGGCCAGUUUGCGGACUAUGAUGAUAGCGUUCGCCUGCGAGAGACCUUGCUGCUGUUGGCCAAGGGCCCCUUUAAAGGCCUGGAUGACUUUGGAAACCCACAGGACUGAGAUGCGAUGCUGGGACUCCCAAAGCGGAAUGUCAAUGCUCACAGCAGGUGCCGAUUUUCUCCAUUGACAGCAGAGACAGA
Messenger RNA from Durusdinium trenchii, 2623 nucleotides. The record is from the annotation of a GenBank genome assembly. Lineage: Eukaryota; Dinophyceae; Suessiales; Symbiodiniaceae.